Cynara cardunculus var. scolymus (artichoke) is the source of this 2290-nucleotide messenger RNA. Its product is annotated as protein SIEVE ELEMENT OCCLUSION B-like. The transcript is spliced from 7 exons. Lineage: Eukaryota; Viridiplantae; Streptophyta; Magnoliopsida; Asterales; Asteraceae. Bases 23 to 2146 code for a protein of 707 amino acids. Gene Ontology annotation, biological process: phloem development. The record is from RefSeq and is a predicted model, not a curated record.
CGAGCCGAAACCGUUCGACAAAAUGCAGCAGCAGCAGCAACAGCAACAGAAACUGGUUAAGAAGGAACGGCGAAUGUUCAGCUCGUCUGACGAUAGUUCAAUGAUGAAGCAAGUCGUGGCUACCCAUUCCCCCGAUGGUCGUGAAGUUGAUUUGGAACCUAUUCUUAAUGUCGUUGAAGAAACACUCCGUCUUGCCAUUCCUGCAAAUAUAGAUGGUGUCAUCAAUGGCACACAUAACGGGCAUAUCGGUGCAUUGGCUGCGGAAGAGAAAGCUGCUUUCUCAGGUUUUGACGAUCUUGAUGAACUCGAUGGAUUGGCUCAUGUGAUCCAUAAGAUUUCCUGCGAGUUUUCUUGCAAGUGUUCGGGUGGAGCAGACGCUCAUGCAUCAACUAUAGCAAUCCUAAACCUGCUUUCAAGCUACACGUGGGAAGCGAAGGUGGUGAUAUCGUUGGGGGCCUUUGCGGUCAACUUUGGGGAGUUUUGGCUCGUGGCUCAACUAUUUGCCACCAAUCCACUUGCUAAAUCGGUAGCACUGCUUAAACAAUUGCCGAACAUCAUAGAACAUUACAAAUCCCUAAAACCUCGGUUUGAUGCUAUUAAUAACCUCAUUAAUGCCAUGUUGGUUGUGACCAAAUGUAUCAUCGCAUUCAAGAACCUACCGUAUCAAUAUCUCCAAGACGACACACCACCUAAGUCCACGGCAUUGGCUCAUGUUCCAACUGCCGCUUAUUGGUCCAUCAAGAGUAUGGUGGCUUGCGCCUCUCAGCUAACGAGUCUUUUGGGCAUGAAUUACGAGUACAUCACUGCUACCUCAGAGGCAUGGGAACUUUCGAGCUUGGCUCACAAGGUCCACAACAUCCAUGAGCAUCUUAAAGCACUCUACGUCCUUUGCUGUCAAAACAUAGAGGAGAAGCAACAUGACGAGUAUUUUCUCAUGCUCGUGCGAAUCUUUGAAGUGUCUCACUUAGAUAACUUGAAAAUUAUCAAGGCUUUGCUCUGUGCCAAGGAUGACAUUCAUCCACUUUCCCAUGGCUCGUCCAAAACAAGGGUUAAUGUGGACAUCCUAAGGAAAAAGACGGUGUUGCUGCUCAUAUCUGACCUUGAAAUCUCCCAUGAAGAGAUUCUAGUUCUCACUCAAAUAUACAAAGAAUCGAGAACAUACCCGCAGAUUCAGUAUGAGGUUGUGUGGGUCCCAGUUGUUGACCUGAUGACAUGGAAUGAUGCACAUCAACACAAGCUCGAGCAGCUUCAAUCAAUGAUGACCUGGCAUAUGCUGCAUCAUCCUACAUUGCUAGAACCAGCAGUCGUCAAGUACAUCAAACAAGUGUGGCACUUUGAAAAGAAGCCGAUUCUAGUAGUGUUAGAUCCACAGGGCAGAGUAACAUCACCAAAUGCACUCCAUAUGGUCUGGAUCUGGCAAAAUGUUGCCUACCCUUUCACUAGUAUCAAAGAGGAAGCACUAUGGAAGGAAGAAACUUGGAAACUUGAGUUAUUGGUCGACAGCAUUGAUCGACAUAUUUUACGAUGGAUUGCUGAAGAGAAAUACAUAUGCUUGUAUGGAGGAGAUGACCUAGAUUGGAUCAGAAGAUUUACAAAGUUAGCCAGAGAUAUUACCACAACUGCAGGAAUCCAAUUGGAGAUGGUUUAUGUGGGAAAGAGUGGAACCAAGGAGAGAAUAAGGAAAAUAAGUGCAACGGUCAGUGAGGAGAAACUAAGCCACACUUGGCCGGAUCCCACUUCUGUGUGGUACUUUUGGACCCGGCUUGAGAGCAUGUUGUACUCCAAAAUUCAACAUGGGAAAAGUUUUGAAAACGACCCCAUUAUGAAGGAAGUGAUGACCAUGAUGAGCUUUGAUGGGAGUGAUCAAGGGUGGGCAUUGAUAUGCAGGGGAUCAAGUGAGAUGACACGGGCAAAGGCGGAUUUGGCAUUGACGAGCUUAACUCAGUAUGAGAAUUGGGAAGGAGAUGCACAAGAGAUUGGUUUUGUCCCUGCCCUAAAAGCUUACUUGGCAAAAUUGCAUACACCACAACAUUGCAACCGACUAAUACUUCCCGGGAUCAGUGGUGGGAUUCCCGAGGUGGUGGUAUGUUCGGAAUGUGGUCGAACGAUGGAGAAAUUCUUCAUGUUUCGUUGUUGUACUGAUUGAGAGAAGUGAUCAUUGUGCUUUAAUUGAUUCUGAAAUGAUGAUUGUUAGCUGUUUAAGUUAUUAGGACCAGUAAGGAGGUGCUGUUAGAUGUGUGAUUCUGGUUUGUAAUUCUGAAAUAAGUAACCAUCAGUGUGUUAUUCUUUG